Molecule: messenger RNA, 1632 nt
Organism: Chelmon rostratus (copperband butterflyfish)
Lineage: Eukaryota; Metazoa; Chordata; Actinopteri; Chaetodontiformes; Chaetodontidae
Gene: ssc4d
Product: scavenger receptor cysteine-rich domain-containing group B protein
Exons: 9
Coding region: 1-1632 (543 amino acids)
Cellular component (GO): membrane
Source: RefSeq, a predicted model, not a curated record
AUGGUCAGUCAAGCAGCCAUGCGAGGCCAGCGUGUGGUGGAGAGCGAGUGUCGGUGCUGGAACCCGGCCGUCUGGGUCCUGGUGUCCCUGCUGGGAUCCCUCGUCUUGGUCGCCGUCAGUGUGCUGCUGCGACUCGGAGACAUGAAGAUAAACAGACGGGCUGUAUCUGUACAACUGGUGAAUGGUAAUAACAGGUGUGAGGGGAGGGUGGAGGUGCAAUACAAUGGCUCGUGGGGCACAGUGUGUGACGACGACUGGGACAUGGUGGAUGCCAACGUGGUGUGUCAGCAGCUGGACUGUGGAGUGGCUGUGGCGGUGGGCAGCAGCUCUCACUUUGGACAGGGCACAGGGCUCAUCCUGCUGGAUAACGUGGACUGCAGAGGAAGUGAAACAGACCUCAGCCAGUGCCGUAGUCUGGGCUGGGGCGUCCACAACUGCUACCACUAUGAGGAUGUGGGUGUCACCUGCAGAGUGGUGGGGGCAAAAGGUUUUGAGGAUCGCACCACACCGCCCCGGGAGAGCUCUGGUUUACGAGAUGGCACCAUCCGUCUGAUGAAUGGACAAAACGCCUGCCAGGGCCGGGUAGAGAUCUACUACCAGGGAAACUGGGGGACAGUGUGUGAUGAUGACUGGGUCCUCAACAAUGCCCGGGUGGUGUGCCAACAGAUGGGCUGCGGUAGCGCCGUCUAUGCACACACCAACUCCUACUUUGGCUACGGAACCGGCCUCGUCCUCCUGGACAACGUCCACUGCCUCGGCACCGAACAGGAACUGACUAAGUGCAAAAGCCUGGGCUGGGGCAAGCACAACUGUGGGCACCAUGAAGACGCUGGGGUCACCUGCACCGGAUCCACUACUGAAUCUCCCCUGACAACAGCAAACCAGGGAGAGCUCACAGCAACAUAUAACACUGAAGGCAAAGAAAUCAUUCGAGUGAUGAAUGGUAACAAUAGCUGCCAGGGUCGUGUGGAGGUCCUCUACAGAAAUGUUUGGGGGACAGUGUGUGAUGAUGACUGGGACAUGCACAACGCCGUCGUGGUGUGUAGGCAGCUCGGCUGUGGCCCCCCUAACGCGGCCAAGACCCAGGCCUACUUCGGCUACGGCCUUGGGCCGAUCCUGCUGGACAAUGUGGAAUGUAGCGGCUCAGAGCUGGAGCUGUCCCUGUGCUUUCACCUGGGCUGGGGUCAGCACAACUGUGGCCACCACGAGGACGCUGGAGUUAUCUGCGCACCUUUUGAUAACCAAAUUGUAAAUGGACGUGCCUUCGGAGUAACAGAAACGAUGCCCACCACCACCACCACGCAACCCUCUGAAGGAACGCUGAGGCUGGUGGGCGGCCAGCACCAGUGCGAGGGUCGGGUGGAGAUGUACUCAAAUUCUGAAUGGGGCACAGUGUGCGAUGACGCUUGGGACCUUCCUGACGCUCAGGUUGCGUGUCACCAGCUGGGCUGCGGAGAGGCCACGGCGGCUCGGGUGGAAGCUUUCUUCGGGCCCGGCACGGGAACAAUCCUGAUGGACAAUCUUAAGUGCACGGGUACGGAGGCCUCCCUGCAGGAGUGCUCCCAUAUAUCCUGGAACGUGCACAACUGUGACCACUCUGAAGAUGCUGGCGUCACCUGCUCACUGUCGUGA